UAACAAGUGUUUCUCUCUUUCAAAGAAAAGCAAUUAUGUUUUAAAGAAAAAAGGCCUAUUGCGGACAUGCGGUGAUCGGGUGUUUAAAGAUGACGCACGAGAGGUACGACAGAUAAGGGAGAUGAUGAGCAUCUUGCCGUGAGAUUCUGGAUCACAAAUUAUGGCUGAGCCUGUGGAGGAUGAUGUAAGUUACCUUGGAUCACAAGAGGUAGCAGACUAUAUAUCCCCCAAUAAAGAGAACACCCCUGCUACACAGUACCAGAACACAACUUCUGACCCAAGGACACCAGACCACAAAGCAGCUGGGGUCUUCAGAACACCCUUGGUGUCUUCACAGGGUAAACAGGAUAAGAAAACUGUUGGGCGUGUCUUACCCAGUGGAGGUGCAGAACGAGUUUCUCCUUACAAUUCAAGCAGUCCAGUCACAAGUCCACGUACCCCAGACAGAAACCCAAAUUACAACAUUGAUGCCUCAGGCUCCACAUAUGCAUUACAGGUUGCUCUCAGAAACAUGAAGGAGCGAUACCACAAACUUCAGAAGAAAAUGGCCCUUAUAGAAGAUGAUAACCAAAGGCUUAUUAGUGGCAAGUCUGAGCUUUUUGGCGAAAUUGGAAAACUGCAGGAAAAUAGCAUCAAGCUGCGUGAGAAAAACCUGCACUUGAACCAAGAGAUUCACAAUAAGCAUCAGGAAUGUUGCUCUCUGAAGGAGAAGUUCUCUGCUCUCUCGACAGAGAACAUGACCCUGACAAGACAGCUGGCAAGAACUGCACAAGAGAACAGGAAGUUAACAAGACAGGUUAAUCAGAUGAAUGAUGAAAAUCGCCGCCUUAGAGAAAAGCUUAGUCUGAUAACCACCCAGGUGAAAGCCCUCCCUGGCGGGGCAUGCCUGGCCAUGUCUGUGUCAGAUGUUGCCAGUCCACCACGAACUAAGAUUGUUCCCCUCUCAGAGGAGCUUGACAGUUUUGAUGAUCCUCCUUCGAGAUUCCUUUCAUCAUUAAAGGAUACAUUAGAUGAAUUUGAACAGAUUAGUAGUAGUGAGCUUGCUGAAGUGAAUUCUGAAUGGGAUGAGGAGAGCAGUGAUGAACAGCUUAUGGAGUCAGUGGAGUCUGCAGCACAACGCAUGAAAGACUUGCUCUCUAGCCUGCAGGAACAAAAUCACAGCCUCCUCCUGUUGUCUCCUCUCUUGCAAUCGUUCAAUUCAACAUCUGGGUCUCGUACUGGAAGUUCCCCAUUUGAUACUGACAGCAAAGAGAAUGCCACAGGGCCAUCCAGAAACGGCACCUUAAACCAGCGAGACCGUGACCUCUCCACUCUGACAGUGACCCCUUCCACACACUCUCAGAGUGCCACUCAGACUGGAGAUGAAACAACAUCUGAUGAGGAUGGAACAUGUCAGAGCCGGUUAGCAACAUGUGGAUCUGUACUUAAUCCAACCUUCAUCUCUACAGGAGGAAUGAACACGAGUCAGACAACAGAUGACAGUGGAGGGGACAACAACAUUUUGGUGGAUGCAACCACUCCAACAGCUGAUCGGCCCCAAAGUCCAUUUGACUGGAGACAAGUCCAGGUGAGUGAUGACGAAGGCCGAGAAAAUGACAUGUUACAGCCAGACACACGCACGGUCAGCACAUCACCAGACCCUGACUUUAGAGGAUGAAGAGGAACGCAUCUGUCCAAUGUGCAAUGCAGUUUUUCCUCGGGUGAUACCACAAGAAUCAUUUGAAUCUCAUGUUGUAAGUCAUUUUGAAGUUGAAAAUGGAUUUGAAGUCAUUGCCUAGUGAAAAGAAUGUUGUGCUAUCAAAGGACAUGGCUGUGUAGCUCAUGAUUUUGAAAGCUAAAAAUUAAGGCUUCAAGUUUGUCUGCCUUAUUCUAACUGUAUUUUGAUAAAAAUCCUAGAGAUUUAAAUUAAGAAGUGGGUUAAUGUCACAAAAUCUUCAUUUGAGAAACAAUCUAAAGUAAAAGGUUGAUUUCUUUAUUGGUUGAUAUAAUAUAUCCUCUGUGAUAACACCUUGCAAGGUAGCCUUUAUAAGUUACUUAAGAAAUAUUUUAUAGGAGGAUAAGGGUAAGAGUGAUAUUUGUAAACAAAAGUAUUUAUGAUUAGAUCUUGAUCAUGUAAUUUCAAGGACCCCAGUCUGUUGUAAUUUUCAGUACAUUAUGUUUAAGGAUAUGGAAGUACCAGUUUCAUUAGCAGUUCAGUCCAUUGCCAUUUUUAUUUUUGUUUAUUUUUAUUUUUAUCUUUUUAUCUUUAAUUUUUCAAAAAAGUUUUGUUCAGUGCAUGGUUGGGUGACUGGAAUCAGGAUGUGUAUACUCUACCCCACCAGGCACCUCUACCCCACACUCCUCAGUUAUCCUGGAUAGGCCUAACCUGCCACACCACUCUCAUUGAAUUUGGUGCACUUUUAAAUUGUCAUGCCUGCAGAAUAUGAAAAUGUCCUUAGAUGUGAACUGGAAUCUGGGAGAUGAUGCUUUAAACCACCUUCAAGUCUAUGGUGAGGUUAGGACCUCAGUUGGAAUAACACAUAAGGUGCUAAGCAUAGACUCAUGAGGGUAAUCUACCCUUUCUUGUUGCAAGUGACAGAAAAGAUUGCAAAUCAAAGAAUUAGAGCUAACUCUUAUUUUCAAUAUCUUUUUAUGGACAUUCUAUUCAAACCAUUGCUGAUAUGUACAUGCCAUGUCCACUGUGAUUUUAGUUUAUUAAGUUCUAGUUAACUCACUCUUUUUCUUGAUUUUUGGAAAGUUUAGUGUAUUAUUUAUGUUAAUAACACUAUGAUUGUCAAAAUGCCAGUGCUAAAGAUUGCUAUUGAUAUUAAUAUAUCAAUAGCAUUAGAUAUUUUCCAAAAACUCAAGGAAAAAAAAUCAGGUGAGGUCACAUACGCCUACAGAUUGACUCCUUGGUGGCUGAACAUUUGUGGAGCCAGCUGUGUGUGAAGACAAUUCACAAAAUAAAACUGCAGUGGGCAUUACAUGGUCCCAGUGGCAAUGGGUUAAAGACAAGAAUUUAAAAUUGAAUUCCCUCCAGAUUUACAUUACUUAACAUUGGGUGUAUGACACACUUGAAUGAAAGGAAAAUGGCCAAUAUGAAACUUUAAGAAGGAAUGUUAGUUGUUUAGUUUUAUAAAUGCUUUCAUAGUACAUUUGAUAAUUUCCUUUUCAUUGUUAAUAUUCAUGGAAUAUAUGUUAAUGUUUAAUGAUGAAUAUGUUUAUCAGGGUUUAUCAAUGGAAAUAAGGUUUUAUAUAAACCCCAAAGUAAAUAAGAGUUGCAUAAAAAAUUGAAACAUGAUUUAUUCAGUUUGAACCAUAAGCAGCAUGCUGGAAUUUGAAAGCAGAGAAAAAAUAUCUGUGAUGGUAGAUGCUUUUAAUAUUAAUAUUAUAAAUUAGACUUAGUUUAUUAUCUGUAAUUUUUUUAUGUUUGAGAGAAUCUAAUAUAAGUGUUUACAAACACGUGGUAUUAACAAAGGCAUCUUUAAAUAUUUCAAGUGCCUUAUAUUUUUAUGAUUCUGUGAGAACCAAAGAACAUGGUUGUACAUCAAUGUGAUAGAAUUAUUGAAUACUUAAAUAAUGGGAGUUAACAGUGACAACUAUGCAAUAAUGACAAUUCUUUGUUAGUUAUUAUAGAAUUACACAUUCAUUUUGUAUUUAUGUAUAAAUCAUACACAUUCACAAAGACACUUUCCUUCUUUUUCUUCUCAAUGCAGACUUUGAUUCAGAAUCUCUAAAAAGGAAAAUAAGGAAUACUGAUAUUACCAAAGGAUUUUUUUAUGGCUAUUAAUGUGAGCAGUUUGAUUAAGUUUCCUAGAAUUACUAUAGUAAUUUCAUAGAAUUAUCAACUUUGUCUUUUCUGAACAGUGUAUUAAAAUAGUUUCAUGAUGAAAUUAAUCACAUUUUGUUUGUGAUAUUAAAUAAAUUUCUGUUGAAAAUAAAACUAGAUUAUUAAAUUUCAUAUCUUCUUUCAUCAUGAAAAUGUGAUAUUCCUCUAUCAGAAACAGUAAAGAGGAAGGAGCCCUUUGAGAGUUGGAUUUGUGAAUUUUUACCUUAUUUAUUUGCCAAAUAAACCACAAGCUACCUUUAUAACCAUGUUCUGAUAUUCAGCUGGGUCCCAUAAUAAGUCUUGCUUGAAGCUGGUACAAAUUUGUAAGCAGUGAAAAGUAAGUUAUUGUUGAAAUGUAUUGUACUUUGAAGAAAUGAAAUCUUGCAUGCAACUGGUACAAAUUUUCAGGCAGAGAGAAGUUUGUUAUGAGUACUAUUUUUCUUUUGUUUUAUGUAAUUUCAAAGGAUUUGUGGUUUUCAGUAGAAGAUAUUGAUUGUAAUUGUACUCAUGAGAAAGGGGAUUUGUUAUUAGAUAUAGUAAAAGAAAAUUUUUAUUGUGUCAUGUUCAUUUUUAAGUCUUCUUGUUCUCUUGUUCUGUACGUAAUUUUAUAAAACCACACAGACGUUUUUGCACAAUAUUUUAAAAGAUAAUAACAGUUAGUGUCACAUUAGCACUUCCUUAUUUGAAUUCCUGUUAUUGGUACAAAUGUAACAGUGGACCAGCCAUUGUCAUCUCGUAUGAAAUGAGGGAAUAAUAGAUACCUCAACAACCAUGUGGUGAUUUUACUAGCCACCUGAUUUCUUUUUUGUAUGUGUGUGUUCUCUUCAGCUGAGAAUUUUUCAUAGUAAGCAAACUAAACCCGACAUGACGGUACCAGAAAUCUUAUGGCAUCACUGAUUCUAGUGACUUCUGGCAACCGUCCAGCCAUUGGGCCCCUGAGUCCACUGUGUGCAGCGGAACUUCGCACAUGACUCACUCUAGCUUGUUGUGACACCUAUAGCCUUACCCAUCAUGAUGAGCUGGUUUUUCAUGAUGGCUAUAGGUGUGCCCAGCAGUAAGAGGUUAACAAGAAGUGCUAAUGGUACAUUAACAUAAGUGCUUACUCAUAAUACAUUUUGGUUUAAUCAGUAACCACAUUCUAUCCCAAUAGAAUAGGCAUUAACCAACUUAAGUCUUAAGUUUCCCUGCUCCUGGGAAUAUCAUAGUCUUCAAGAUAUUCUACCAUGCCUUCUUCCUUGAUGUGUAUCUCGUUAUAGCAAGAGGUAUUCAUUUCUCUGCUUUAAAAUUGCUGUAUAAGUGAAUAACUGAGUUAUAGUGGUAAGUUCUCAGUAUUCUAAAGUAUAUGUAUUUAUCCUUUGAUAGGUUGACAUAUUACUGAUGUAAAUGAUAAUUACUUAAAUUUGUAAGACUAUGCAACAGAAUACUACAGGUGAUGGUAUGAUUUAUUGUAAUGUGGGUUGCUAUGUAAGGUGUGGACAGUAUUCUGUCUGAGGGAAUAAAGGAUGAGAUAAAUUAAUUCAUAUCCUGUAAAAAAUCAUUUGGAUGCUAUUGCUUACUUGAACAUAUUAGAGUAUGUUACAUUUACAGUUAUUUUUGUUGAAUAUUAUUGUGAUUAUUAGAAGUAUUAUUUUCCUUGAUGUAAGUAAAACACAAAGUUAAAAGAUAUAUAAUUAGUUUCCCACUUGUAUAGAUGUACAUAUUUCUACCUUAUUCCAAGUGGAUUAAAUAUAAAGUAUAUAUAUCCAUAUUAAUAACUAUUGCAAUUUACAUAUUUCUUGAUAUUUGUUAUACAGUUUAUGUUAUUGAGUACGUUCAUCAUAGUAUUGAAAUAUACAGAUGUUGUGAAGAAACUGUUAUUUUUUAUGUAUAAAGUGUGAGUAAUAUUGUAAAAUAUACCUUGUUUACAGUA
Penaeus chinensis is the source of this 5717-nucleotide messenger RNA. RefSeq lists its product as uncharacterized. The transcript has 11 exons. The record is from RefSeq and is a predicted model, not a curated record. Lineage: Eukaryota; Metazoa; Arthropoda; Malacostraca; Decapoda; Penaeidae. The coding region runs from base 161 to 1657 and encodes 498 amino acids.